Messenger RNA from Metopolophium dirhodum (rose-grain aphid), 5207 nucleotides. RefSeq lists its product as uncharacterized. The transcript is spliced from 2 exons. Lineage: Eukaryota; Metazoa; Arthropoda; Insecta; Hemiptera; Aphididae. The coding region runs from base 1634 to 5200 and encodes 1188 amino acids. The record is from RefSeq and is a predicted model, not a curated record.
UAAUUAGUAAUAAUAUUAUAAGUUUAUAUUUAUGUAUAUAGGUAUUCAAUGUAAUUUUCUUUUUUAUAGUUUAUAAUAUAGUAUUGUUUUUUUCAUUUACGUUAUUAUUAAAUUAUUCGUUAGUUUCUGCAAACUAAAUAUAAUCAUUGAAAACUAUAAUUUAUACACGAUCUACCAUCAUAGUUAAUUUUUAUUUUGAUAUAAAUGCUUAUAUUAUACUUGGUUUCAUAAAAUAAUAUAAGCAUUUAUAUGUGAACUAACCUAAUAAAGAAACAUUUAUAUAAAUAUAUAUAUAUAUAUAUAUAGGUCAGUCAGAGUGAUUAAUCAUUACGCCAGAAAAAUCGUAAGAGCUGAUGAGGCCUGUGACAACGAACAAAUAUAUGAAUGUGUAUACAAACUUUCGAAACUACCGAUGACUAUAGAACUUUUAGAAGCCACUGGAAUUGGUCUAGUGGUCAACAAAUUAAGAAGUAGAGGCGGAGUCGUAGGGAAAUUAGCAGAAAGAGUAGUCCUUACUUGGAAAUAUGUUGUAAAAACAGAAAUAUUAUUAUUUUCCCAAGGAGAACCAUAGCUUUUAAGUGUUAAACAUAAUAAAAAAAACAAAAAAACAAAAAAAAAAAAAUGGAGUCGUCACUUAUCUUAGAAAAAAUCAACUCCAUAUUACAACAACGUGACGAAAACAACCUCGGCAUGGAUGAAAUUAAAGUCACUUUCAGAAAAAACUUGAGAGAAAUAAAUAUAAAGAUUCUGAAAGCGAGAUUGAAAACGACACGAGCAAUAUUAGAAGAAGAAAAACAAACGAUGAUAAAUAAUUAUAAAAAUUCAAAUUAUAUAGCGUUUCUUUGUGAAAAAAAUAUACAGAAAGGUCUUAGUGAGUUGUAUGAACAAUUAGACAAAUAUUGAUAAUAUUCAGUUUUUCCAAAAAAUAAAAUUUGUUUUUACAAAUAAAUUAUUUUGUUAUUAUUUAUUAUUUUAUAUUAUAAAAAUAUAUCGAAUGAUAUUGUCAUAAAUUAUAAAAUAUAUCAUCCCUGUGUAUAUAAUAUCUGUUGAAGAAUAAUAAAUGUUUUAUAUCAUCAAUUCUGGAUAAGUUUGAUAAUCGUUCAAAUAAAACUAAUGCAAUAAAAAUGUUAGGAAAAGUGGUUUAGAUUUAAAAAAACGUAUCAAUUAACAGUUAGUUUUGAAAUUCUAUGUAAUUUUCAGAAUCAUGAACUCAGAAAUAAACGUAGUUAAAAGCAGAAUUCUAGAAGUAGAACAGCAGGUGCGUGACAAUAAACGCUAUUGUAUCGAGAAACGGAAAGCAUUUCAAAAAGUAUUUACAAAAAUUAAUGAUUGUAUUAAGAAAAAAACAGUUUUUAAAAAUAAAUUGAUAAAUGAACAUAAUAGUUUCGAAAAAUAUUCAAGUGAAUGUAAAGCAGAUCUUCAGUGCCGGUUAACAGAACUAAACAAUCGGUUAAGAGAAUUAGAAUCUGAGUAAUUUCUUAUUAUAUUAACCAAUUCUUUUUUUCUUUGUAAUAAUUUAGAAUUAAUACUUUUAUUAUAUUUUGAAAACAAUAUUCUGAAUUGCUUGCAUAAGAAUUAAAAAAAAAGAAGUUGAUGUUAUAAUAAAUUUACAAUAUUAUGAUUGCUUUUACCUAUGUUUUUUUUUUAUUUAAUCUAUUUUUUCAGUUUCAUAAUGAAAAGAAAAACGGUUACAAAACACGAGCGGAUGUCAUCUUCUGACGAAGGUUUAUUUGAAAUCGAGAGAUUUAAGAAAUGUUCAAAAACAUUUUUGAUUAAGAAUACUUUAAAUUUUAUAGAUUACACGCUUUUUUUUAACUAUGUUAGAGAUAAAUUAAUUUUAAAGUUAAAAGAAUCAUGUUUACAAUCAUCUAUAAAAUUUAAUUUACAUGUGGAUAGCGUAUACGAAAGAAUACUCACUCAAGAAGUUCGGGACAUAGCUUUCAAAACUUCUAAUACACUUGCAUGUAAUUCAUCCAAUUUCAAUAAAUUACUAAAUGGAAUGUUCAAUAAAUUAUUAUCUGAACAAGACCAGUUUUUAGCGAAAGGAUCUGGGUGGUCCCUUAAAACUAUAGAUGUAUUACAAUUGAGAAUUAAUACAGUGAAUCCUCUCAGAGGAGGAACGUAUCUAGAUCUACCUGAAUAUAUAAAAGAUAAAAGAGCAAUUAUAAAUGUAAAAAAUAACGAUGCUAAAUGUUUUAAAUAUUCAAUACUAUCUAAGUUUGAUAAUCGAUCGAAUAAAACUUAUUUGAAUAAGAAAUAUUUUAAAAUGUUAGAAACAAAAAGUGGUUUAGAUUUUAAAUGUAUUGAUUUUCCAACACCAAUCAGUCAGAUGAAAAAAUUUGAACGUACAAACGAUGUAUCAAUUAAUAUUUAUAGUUUAAAUGAUAAAAAACAUAUUUUUCCUUUGUAUAUUUGUAAUACUGAAAGAAAAAAACAUUUCGAUCUUUUUCUGUUCAAUAAUGAUGAAACAUCACAUUACUGUUAUAUAAAAAAUUUUUCAAGAUUCGUUAGAAGUCAGAAAACUAAAAAUUGUACUAAGCUAAUUAUAUGUAAAAGAUGUUUUACUACUUUUGGGAACAAACCGUGUAAAAGCAAACUUUGGGGUAUGAAAGGAUUGAUUGAACAUCAACAUAAUUGUAGAAAGAACCAAUUAGGGAAACCUAUAAUGUUUGAAGAGGGAGAUGAUGAUUUUAUUUAUUUUAAAAGUUAUAAAAAAACUCAAAGGAUACCAAUUGUUAUUUAUGCAGACUUCGAAUGUAUUUUAACUCCUAAAAAACCUGAUGAAUUCAUUCAGAGUUGUAAAAAAAAAAAAACAUAUAUUACACAUUUACAUGAAAUUAUGAGUUAUGGGUUUUAUGUAAAAGUCGACUAUGAUAUUAUACCAAAAGAGUUAGUAAAACAGUUGAAGAUUCCUAGAAAGGUGGUUAUUUAUAGAGGUGAAAAUGCAGCAAAAAAAUUUAUGGAAAAUAUGAUUGAUAUCGGAAAUAAUAUCAAAACAAUUUACGAAACUGCUACACCAAUGGGUAAAUUAACUGAAAAAGAAGAAAAACGUUUUCAAAGAAUUAAAAGAUGUGAAAAAUGUUCAAAACAUUUUAAAAAAAAUAAUUUAAUUAAAGUUCGAGAUCACUGUCAUUUUACUGGUAAAUAUAGACAAUGUCUUUGUCUCGAAUGUAAUUUUCAAAUAACUAAUCCAUCAUUCAUUCCAAUUUUCUUUCAUAAUUUAUCGUACGAUAGCCAUUUCAUAAUUCGAGAGCUCGGUUGCGAUGAUCAAAAUAUUCACGUUAUUCCUAAUUCAUCAGAAAAAUAUAUAUCCUUCAGCAAGGAAAUCGCACCUAAAUUUAGUAUAAAAUUUGUUGAUACAUUCCGUUUUAUGAGCGAGUCAUUAAGUAAACUUGCGGAAAAUUUAUCUGAAGAUAAGUCGAGAUUUAGAGAAACUCUUAAAAUAUUUUCUGCGGAAGCACUAGAUUUAGUUACACGAAAAGGAGUCUUCCCUUAUGAAUAUGUCGAUAAUUGGAGUAAAUUAGAUGAUACUUUUCUACCAUCAAAGCUAGAAUUUUAUAACUCUUUAACAGACGAGAAAAUUAGUGAUGAAGAUUAUAUACAUGCUAAAAAUGUAUGGCAUACAUUUGAUAUAAAGACUUUAGGUGAAUAUAGCGAUCUUUAUUUAAAAACUGAUGUUAGCAUACUAGCCGAUGUGUUCGAAAAUUUUAGAGACUUAUGUUUAUCUACGCUCGAACUAGAUCCUGCUCAUUAUAUGACUGCUCCCGGGUUUGCUUUUGACUGUAUGCUGAAGUAUACCAAGGUCAAAUUAUCAAGGUUAAAGGAGUAUAACAUGUUGCUUUUCUUCGAAAAAUCGAUUAGAGGCGGGAUAUGCCAAUCAACCAAAAGAUAUGUUAAGGCAAACAUACCAAAUAUCGAAGGAUUGGACUAUAAUGCAAAUGAACCGAUCACAUGGAUUACAUAUCUCGAUUGUGUGAAUUUGUAUGGGAAGUCUAUGUUAACAGAAUUACCUUUUAAAGAUUUUGAAUGGGUUGACGAUCUCAACAUAGAUGUAACUAAAAUCGCUGAUGAUUCAGAAGUCGGAUAUAUAUUAGAAGUUGAUAUUGAGUAUCCUAAACAUCUACAUAAAUAUCAUAAUGAUUUCCCAUUUUUACCGUUUAACGAAUGUCCACCAAAUUCGAAAGUUGAGAAAUUGUUAACUACUUUAUCACCGAAAAAAAACUAUAUUGUACAUUACAAAAAUUUAAAACAAGCAAUUUCUCACGGUCUUAAAGUAGUAAAAAUUCAUCGAGCUAUCCGUUUUUCCCAAAGUAAAUGGAUGGCAUCAUACAUAAAAUUAUGUACAUCUAUGAGAGUACAAGCUAAAAACGAGUUUGAGAAGGAUUUCUGGAAGUUGCUAAUUAAUAGCGUUUUUGGUAAAUGUAUGGAGAAUGUUCGAGCAAGAACUUCUAUAAAACUGGUUUCUUCAGAACAAAAAGCAAGGAAAUUAAUGGCGAAAACUAGUUUUAAAGACAGAACUAUAUAUUCUAAGAAUCUCAUGGCCAUUCAUCAGCAUAAGGAAACAAUUAAAUUCGACAAGGCAAUUUAUGUAGGAUUUGCAAUUUUAGACGUUUCGAAAACAUUUAUGUAUGACUUCCAUUAUAAUGUAAUGAAGAAAAGGUAUGGUACUAAAAUUAGUUCUUUAUAUUCGGAUACUGAUUCCCUGAUAUAUGCUAUCCAAACAACAAAUUUUUUUGACGAUUUAAAAAAUAGUUUAUUACCAUAUUUUGACACAUCUAAUUAUCCUAAAGACCAUUGUUGUUUUAGUGAAAUUCAUAAAAAUCAACCAGGGUUCUUUAAAGAUGAAAUGAAAGGAAUUAUAAUUAAAGAAUUCGUUUCAUUAAGACCGAAAUUAUAUGCUUAUAAAACUAUAGAUGGCGCUGAGAAAAAAAAAGCAAAAGGCGUAAAGAAAUAUAUAAUUAAAAAUCACAUGCAAUUUAACAAUUAUAUGAAUAUACUAAACGCUUUUAUAAACCAUAAAACUCUCAAGGAUGAACAAACUCAUAGAAAAAUGAAUUUUAUCCAAUCAAAUAAACAUGUUGUUCAUUCGAAAACAAUGAACAAACUUGUUCUAAGUGCAAACGAUGAUAAACGUUAUAUAAUGGAUGACGGGAUAAAUACUUUAGCUUAUGGUCACUAUAAACUUAAUGACUCAGUUUAAAAGCGUU